AUGGCGCACGCCGGAGAAAACAGCCGCGGCGCAAGGUGCGGAUGGAGCGAGAAGCUCUGGGCCAGGGAGAGCAGACUCGGAGCUUCUGGGAGUCACGAAGGGCAAGCAAAAACUGCAAGCAAAACAGAAAGAGCCGCAAGACGGGAGAGGGCAGGAAACAUUGAGAUUGGGCGACAGGCUGGGCCGGAAUGCCGAGGAAAGCGAGAAGGCAGCACACACCCUGGCAUCUUGACACCUCUGAGGGCUUCCCCCAUGAACCCUGCACGCUGGCGCUCGUCCUCCCCCACACGCCCACUUCUGGAUGACGGUGGGACCGCAGCUUGUCGAUUGAGGGCGGCUUGGACUCGGAGGGAGGAGAGGAAGAGGCUCUGCUCCGCGACGGCUCAAGGGCCCGGGGAUGAGCCGGUGUCUGCCAGGCGCGGGUGA
This is a messenger RNA of Gaeumannomyces tritici R3-111a-1, 426 nucleotides long. RefSeq lists its product as hypothetical. The transcript has a single exon. Bases 1 to 426 code for a protein of 141 amino acids. The record is from RefSeq and is a predicted model, not a curated record. NCBI's taxonomy places the organism in Eukaryota, Fungi, Ascomycota, Sordariomycetes, Magnaporthales, Magnaporthaceae.